Messenger RNA from Penicillium concentricum, 507 nucleotides. RefSeq lists its product as uncharacterized. The coding region runs from base 1 to 507 and encodes 168 amino acids. The record is from RefSeq and is a predicted model, not a curated record. NCBI's taxonomy places the organism in Eukaryota, Fungi, Ascomycota, Eurotiomycetes, Eurotiales, Aspergillaceae. The transcript has a single exon.
AUGAAUACAACACCGCAGCAAAUCCUCAACAUUGAUGAUGCCCUGGUGUCGGAGGCCAAUCCCGCGCGCCUCAGUGGCCCUCUUGACUACGAGCGAUGUGCGAGGCUACACAACUACCUGGUUGCGUAUGGCUGGAUGGCCCGCCAUAGACAGGAGACACCCAAUCUCGAUGAGCUAGCUAGUCAAGCUUUCGUUUUCCCAAACGAAGAUAUACAGGCUGUGCGCGAACGACUCCACCCAUCAGUGAAUUCCUUCCUAGAUUCGGUAUUCUCGCCUGAGCCUAGCUUCUUUUACUGGGUGAAUGAUAUUACAAUGGAGUUGGUCGACGAAAUUUUUCAAGAUGAGGACAACGAUCUAAACGAUCUAGAACGAUUUGUUGUUAUUUAUGGCACUGUGUUUGAGUUGGGCUCGCAUUGUGUCGGCGUCGUCUAUGACCAACAACUGCAUCGCGCUGCCCUCCCAAUGACGCUUGAGAAUCUGGAUAGCGUGCAGCCGAUAGACGCAUGA